Botrytis deweyae is the source of this 1416-nucleotide messenger RNA. RefSeq lists its product as uncharacterized. Gene Ontology annotation, biological process: lipid metabolic process. The record is from RefSeq and is a predicted model, not a curated record. The transcript has a single exon. Bases 1 to 1416 code for a protein of 471 amino acids. Gene Ontology annotation, molecular function: oxidoreductase activity, acting on paired donors, with oxidation of a pair of donors resulting in the reduction of molecular oxygen to two molecules of water. NCBI's taxonomy places the organism in Eukaryota, Fungi, Ascomycota, Leotiomycetes, Helotiales, Sclerotiniaceae. Gene Ontology annotation, cellular component: membrane.
AUGUGUCGAGCGGCACCAUCGCAAGAUGUGGUCGACGAGACGUUGGAUGGGGAAGCUUCUCGCUCGUCUGGAAAUUUCAUAGCAGCGUUGUCGGGGUUUGAGACUGCGGAAAGAGGGAAGGAAGGGUGUGCGAGGGGGACAGGUGUCGAGAUGCAGAUUUCUCGAGCUGCAUCUGUGUCUGCGAUGGGAAUGGGAAUGGGGAUGGAAAAAGCGCACUGCGUGUCUGCGGAAGCGUUAACCGCGCAUGCCAUCUCGAUCGAUCUUUCGCGGUAUCCCUCUCUGGACCGCAAAACCCAAGAGGAGAUUGUCCUGAAAUAUCGGCAGCUGGAUGAGACGUUGCGACGCGCGGGACUUUACGAAUGUCCGUACCAUUCCUACGGCAUCGACAUGCUUCGCUACGGCGUACUCUUUGCGCUCUUCUGGAGCUGUUUGCAGUGCGCACACUAUGCCUUCGCCGGGCUGUUCCUCGGACUCUUCUGGCACCAGCUCGUCUUCACCGCGCACGAUGCCGGACACAUGGGCAUCACGCACGGCUUUCACACCGAUAGCUGCAUUGGGAUUGUCGUGGCCGAUUUUCUCGGGGGGCUCUCCCUCGGCUGGUGGAAGCGCAAUCACAACGUCCAUCACAUUGUGACGAAUUCCCCCGAACACGAUCCCGAUAUUGCGCACAUGCCUUUCUUCGCCAUCUCGCAUCGCUUCUUCGCUUCUCUUUACUCCACCUACUAUGAUCGCGAGAUGAAGUUCGAUGCCGCCGCGCGAUUUUUCAUCAAACAUCAAAAUUAUCUCUACUAUCCCAUUCUCCUCCUGGGAAGAUUCAAUCUCUAUAUACUAGCAUGGAGCUACCUCCUAAGCCCUAACCAGGCCCCUCGAAAAGGACCCGCAUGGUGGCACCGACACCUCGAACUAGCCGGGCAGCUCUUCUUCUGGUACUGGUUCGGCUAUCAGACCCUCUACCUGGGGAUUCCCCGCUGGAGCUCGCGCCUCACAUUCCUCCUCCUCUCACACAUGGUGACGGCGCCCCUCCACGUGCAACUAACACUCAGCCAUUUCGCCAUGUCGACUGCGGAUCUGGGGGCGCGCGAAUCGUUCGCGAUGAAAAUGCUGCGCACAACCAUGGACGUGGAGUGUCCCCCCUGGAUGGAUUUCCUGCACGGCGGAUUGCAAUUCCAAGUCGUGCAUCAUCUGUUUCCGCGCCUGCCGCGGCAUAAUUUGCGCAGGGCGCAGAGGUAUGUGAGAGGUUUUUGUGAGGAGGUGGGGAUUCCGUAUGUGAGGGUGGGGUUUGUGAGGGGGAACAAAGAGGUUAUCGGGAGACUGGGCGAAGUUGCGGCGCAGUUAAGGGUAUGGGAGGAGUGUAGGAAGGUUGCGGCACGGGAGUUGGUGGAGCGUCGUGGGGAUGUUACGUUGAGGAUGAGGUAG